UUCCGGUGUUUUACUAAUAAUCAGAGUAUCGAUCCUCAGCCUGGACUCAGCUCCACAUGGAUUAACGUGUUUCUGACGGACUGACCGACUCUCACCGGUUUCUACUCACGGCGGCGUGACCUUUGACCCCGGCACCAUGAGCUCCAGGCUGUGCAGGACCUGCGGCGGGUCGGACAUCGAUGUGGACCAGGCCCGGGGCAGCGCCGUGUGCACCAGCUGCGGCUCGGUUCUGGAGGACAACAUCAUCGUCUCUGAGGUCCAGUUCGUGGAAGGAAGUGGAGGCGUGUCGUCCGCCGUGGGACAGUUCGUCUCCGCUGACGGUCCGGUGAAGGCCCCCCUCCUCGGGUCUGGGUUUCACACCAGCGUUGGAAAAGAGUCGAGAGCCCAGACGCUGCAGAGCGGGAAGCGUCAGAUCCAUCACCUGGGCAGUCAGCUCCAGUUGAACCAGCAUUGUCUGGAUACGGCGUUUAACUUCUUUAAGAUGGUCGUCAGCAAACAUCUGACCCGCGGUCGGAAGAUGGAGCACGUCAUCGCCGCCUGCCUCUACCUGGUCUGCCGCACCGAGGGAACGCCACACAUGUUGCUGGACCUGAGCGACCUGCUGCAGGUGAACGUGUACAUCUUGGGGAAGACGUUCUUGCUGUUGGCUCGUGAACUCUGCAUCAACGCUCCGGCCAUCGACCCGUGCCUCCUCAUCCCUCGCUUUGCUCACAUGUUGGAGUUUGGAGUUCAGACUCAUGAAGUUUCUAUGACGGCUCUUCGUUUGGUUCAGAGGAUGAAAAGAGACUGGAUGCACACGGGGAGGAGACCCUCUGGCCUCUGUGGAGCAGCCCUCCUGGUAGCAGCGAGGAUGCAUAAGUUUCGUCGUACAGUGAAGGACGUGAUCGGUGUGGUGAAAGUUUGUCAGGCGACUCUGAGGAAGAGGUUGACAGAGUUCGAGGACACGCCCACCAGUCAGCUGACCAUCGAUGAGUUCAUGAGAGUGGAUCUAGAGCAGGAAUGUGAUCCCCCGUCCUUCACAGCCAAUCAGCACAAGACCAGGAUGAUCCAGCUGGAACAAGAGCUGAGCAGGAAGCUGAACGAGGUCGAAGGGGAGAUCAGCUGUUAUCAGGAUGAGAUCGAGACGGAGCUGGAGAAGAGCCGACCCAAGCUGAGAGGAAUCUACGCUGCGUACACCAAAGAAAUCGACCCUCAGGACGAGGAGUGCGUGACCUCUGAACCCGACGAGGUGGAGGUGGAAGACGACGAGCUCCAGGCCGCCACCGAACACCUGACUCAAGACUUCCUGUGUCAUGUAAUCCAGGAGGAGGAGGCGCGAGGCAAAAAGACUGACGAUGUCGUCGGUGAGAAGGAGGCGCAGCCGGAGGGGGAGGGGCCUCCUCGCCAGCCCCCCCCCCUGGCUGUCAUUCUGGGGACGUUGCCCAGGGCAACCAGCCUGGGCCUCCAGCAGAACCUCAGCACCUUCAGCAAGCUAGAAACAGACGGCCAAGACGAUGAGCCGUCUGAGAGCGGAGAUCUGGAUCUGGACGGCAUCGAUGAUCAGGAGAUCGAGAAGUACAUCCUGAACGACACCGAGGUUCAGCUGAAGACGGAGCUGUGGAUGCAACAGAACCAGGAAUACCUGAAGGAGCAGAGCGAGAAAGAAGAACGGAUCAGAAAAGAGAAGGAACGAGGAACGUAUAAAGAGAAGCCCAAGAAGUCAAAGAAGAAGAAGGAGCUGAUGGAAGCGUCCACAGCCAGCGAGGCCAUCGAGAAGAUGUUGGAGAAGAAGAAGAUCUCCAGUAAGAUCAACUACGAGGUCCUCAGAGACCUGAACAGCCGGGGGACAGGAAGUGGGGGGGGCAGCAGUCCCCCCUCCGACCCCCCCGACUGCGCCACACAAAAACCACUCAGUCGCCGCCGCCGCAAGAAGACCAGCAGCAGCAACCUGGAGCUAGCUAACACUGCUAGCAUGAUGGGAAAGAGGCUCCGCCCCCUCCUGUCCUCCACAUCAAAGAAGAAGAAACAUGGGUCCCAGGCAGAAACUGCUGUUACCAUGACAACCAAUAGCACAGCAGAGGUCACCGCUGAGCCGACCUCUGACCCCGAGCCACUUCCUGAAACGGAGCACCGUCCUGCUCCAGUGGAGGAGGAAGAGGAAGAGGAAGAGGAGCAGGAAGUGGAGGAGGAAGUGGAGGAGGAGUGUGUGAGCGCUCUGCAGCUAGUAGGAGACUACGGCUGUGAUGCAGAAGAGGAGGAAGUCUUCUAAAUCCGUCCUGAUGACCUUUGACCCCAGGCAGCUCCACAGAGACUCGUCAGAGUGAUCAGUGAUCAAUGAAAGUCGAUCUGAUGAUCGAUCGGUAGAAGCAUCGCUGCACUGAACAUUUAGAUGCUUCUUAUUUUCAUUUGGAUGAAAGUUUGAAAUCAUUUGGAUCAUAUUAGAUAUUGAUCUCUGAUCGUUAGUAGAUA
Messenger RNA from Scomber japonicus (chub mackerel), 2448 nucleotides. RefSeq names its product transcription factor IIIB 90 kDa subunit-like. Bases 137 to 2248 code for a protein of 703 amino acids. Lineage: Eukaryota; Metazoa; Chordata; Actinopteri; Scombriformes; Scombridae. Gene Ontology annotation, biological process: transcription preinitiation complex assembly; DNA-templated transcription initiation; transcription by RNA polymerase III. The record is from RefSeq and is a predicted model, not a curated record. Gene Ontology annotation, cellular component: transcription factor TFIIIB complex; transcription preinitiation complex; nucleus. The transcript has 19 exons. Gene Ontology annotation, molecular function: RNA polymerase III type 3 promoter sequence-specific DNA binding; RNA polymerase III general transcription initiation factor activity; TBP-class protein binding.